This is a messenger RNA of Astrephomene gubernaculifera, 1268 nucleotides long. Lineage: Eukaryota; Viridiplantae; Chlorophyta; Chlorophyceae; Chlamydomonadales; Astrephomenaceae. The record is from the annotation of a GenBank genome assembly.
GUACUUACGUACUAGUGGUUGCAUCGUUGCUGCAGUGGGUCAAGGACCCACGGACUUAGCUUUCGGUGUUGAUCACUACUGGCAGAGAUGGCGUCCCUUCUCGCGGGCAAGCCCCUGAUGGGCGGCAUUAAGCUGCAGCGCCAGAGCAAGCUGGCUAUGCCAGCUGUGGCUCCUCGUGUGGCCCCUGUCGUGACUCCCCGUGUGGCCCCCAAGGCUGGCAUGGGUGAGCUGUCGGGCCGCCCCUUCGCUCCCAAGCCCGCGGAGAAGAAGGUCCUGGCUCCCGCGCCCCAGUCCGCCGCCUCGGACGCCCCGGCCCCUGAGCCCAAGAAGUUCCUGGGCUUCGAGCCCCUGACCUGGGCCAAGAUUCUGCCUCUGGGUGCCAUGUUCUUCUGCAUUCUGUUCAACUACACCAUUCUCCGUGACACCAAGGAUGUGCUGGUGGUGACGGCUCCUGGCUCGGGCGCUGAGAUUAUUCCCUUCCUGAAGACCUGGGUUAACCUGCCCAUGGCCAUUGGCUUCACCGUGCUGUACUCCUGGAUGUCGAACGUGCUGGAGAAGGAGCCGCUGUUCUACGCUUGCAUCAUCCCCUUCAUUGCCUUCUUCGGCGCCUUCGCCACCGUCCUUUACCCCAUGCGUGACGCCCUGCACCCCACUGAGUUCUGCAAGAGCCUGCUGGCGACCAUGGGCCCCCGCUGGGCUGGCCCCAUUGCCAUUCUGCGCAACUGGACCUUCUGCCUGUUCUACGUGAUGGCUGAGCUGUGGGGCUCCGUCGUCGUGUCCGUGCUGUUCUGGGGCUUCGCCAACCAGAUCACCACCGUGGAGGAGGCCUCGCAGUUCUACCCCCUGUUCGGUCUGGGCGCCAACGUUGCCCUGAUCUUCUCGGGCCAGGCUGUGAAGUACUUCUCGCAGGUCCGCGCUGGCCUGCCCCCUGGCGUUGACGGCUGGGGUGUGUCGCUGAACGGCCUGAUGAGCAUGGUCGUGCUGGGCGGUGGCCUUAUCUGCGCCAUCUACUUCGCGCUGCAGCGCCUGGUGGUCCCCCAGAUUAAGACCCUGCGCGACGGCAAGAAGAAGAAGAAGUCGAAGAUGAGCGUCGGCGAGUCCUUCAAGUUCCUGGCCCAGUCGUCGUACAUCCGCGACAUGGCCACCCUGGUGGUGGCGUACGGCAUCUCGAUCAACCUGGUCGAGGUGACCUGGAAGGGCAAGCUCAAGGCCCAGUUCCCCAACCCCAACGACUACUCUGCCUUCAUGGGCGAGUUCUCCACCGCCAC